Messenger RNA from Dioscorea cayenensis subsp. rotundata (Guinea yam), 1233 nucleotides. Its product is annotated as cold-responsive protein kinase 1-like. The record is from RefSeq and is a predicted model, not a curated record. Gene Ontology annotation, molecular function: protein kinase activity; ATP binding. The coding region runs from base 1 to 1233 and encodes 410 amino acids. NCBI's taxonomy places the organism in Eukaryota, Viridiplantae, Streptophyta, Magnoliopsida, Dioscoreales, Dioscoreaceae. Gene Ontology annotation, biological process: protein phosphorylation. The transcript is spliced from 6 exons.
AUGCAUUCAUCAAAGUCAUCAGUUUUAAUUUCAUUAUUUUUCCUUGGUGUUGCACUAUGUUUUUUCAUUGUUGUCAUUCUACUUAUUCUUCUCUUGAGGUUGAUCAAGACUGAGACUUUGCUCAAGAUUAUGCAUUAUAAGGAUAGCACACAAGUUGUAAAUCAUUUAAGUAGUAAUCUCCAUGCAAUUAGCCAUUUUGAUUUCCAAACUCUAAAGAAAGCAACAAAAGAUUUCAAUCAAAAGAACAAGCUUGGAAGUGGAGGUUUUGGUCCUGUUUAUCAGGGAGUGUUGGAUGAUGGGAGAGUGAUUGCUGUGAAACAAUUAUCUGUUGGAAAAUCAAAGCAAGGUGAAUCUGAAUUUCUUGCCGAAGUGAAGAUGAUCACAAACAUUCAGCAUAAAAAUCUCGUUCGAUUGAUCGGUUGUUGCUCAGAAGGAUCACAGAGACUUCUUGUCUAUGAAUACAUGGAAAACAAAAGCUUAGACACCUUAAUUUAUGGAGGCAAUGAAACAGUAACAUUAAGUUGGAACACUAGGUUUCAGAUAAUUCUCGGUGUUGCUCGAGGUUUACAGUAUUUGCAUGAGGAUUCACAUUCGAGAAUUAUUCAUCGAGAUAUCAAAGCGAGCAAUAUUCUACUUGAUGGUAAGUUUCAGCCGAAAAUUGGUGAUUUCGGUCUCGCAAAAUUCUUCCCUGAAGAUCAGGCUUAUCUCAGCACAAAAGUUGCAGGAACACGAGGUUAUACUGCUCCUGAAUAUGCAAUUAGAGGAGAAUUAUCAGAAAAAGCAGAUAUUUACAGUUAUGGAGUUCUUGUUCUGGAGAUCAUAAGUUGCAGAAAAAACACAGACCAUGAAUUGUCAUCAGAACAACAGUAUUUGCCAGAAUAUGCAUGGAGACUUAACAAGCAAUCAAAAUUGAUUGAUUUAGUGGAUGAGAAACUAAAAACAGAGGAGAAUUUUACUGAAACUGAAGUUCUCAAUGUGUGUUACAUUGCAUUGUUAUGUCUCCAAUCUGAACCAAAUUUAAGGCCUGCAAUGUCUGAAGUAGUUGGCAUGUUGGUUAGCAAGAAUAAACCAACAAACAUUCCCGAAACACCGGCUUUUCUAAAUCAUCGAUCACCGACAAACAGUAAUGCUGUUGUAUCCAAAGAUCUUUCUUCUUCAACUUCAUUAUCCAUUUCAGUAUUGCAAGAUGUUUCUGCAAAUGCUCAUAGUCAACCUGAAAACCAUGAAACAUAA